Myxocyprinus asiaticus (Chinese sucker) is the source of this 1121-nucleotide messenger RNA. RefSeq names its product radial spoke head protein 9 homolog. NCBI's taxonomy places the organism in Eukaryota, Metazoa, Chordata, Actinopteri, Cypriniformes, Catostomidae. The record is from RefSeq and is a predicted model, not a curated record. Gene Ontology annotation, cellular component: radial spoke; axoneme. Gene Ontology annotation, biological process: cilium movement involved in cell motility; motile cilium assembly; axoneme assembly. Bases 66 to 911 code for a protein of 281 amino acids. The transcript is spliced from 5 exons.
UUAGCUUGCUAGCUUUAGUCAGACAACAAACUACACAAGUACAAAUCAUUCAGUUGUUUAUUUGAAUGGUUUUAGAGAUGGACUCUGAUACUUUGCAUUACUCGUUGGAUUUAGUUGCUGGUAAUGGUUUGAUUUUGAGCUGUGAGCAGAGAGCUGCUCUUCAAACCUCUCUUGUCAUACUGAAGAGAAACUACAAGUUCAGCCGGGUUUUGUUUUGGGGGAAGAUUCUGGGGGUAAAAUGUGACUAUUUUAUUGCUCACGGGGUUGGAGAGGAUGAAAUGAAAAACAAAAAGUCUUUGUACAGUUUAAACUGCAUGGACUGGCACCUGCUGCCUCCAGCCACUGAGUCCAUGAUCGCAGAUGUGGCUUUAGCAGCACAGGGGCGAUUCACAGGCGACCUGUCCCAUGAAUACGAGCACACAGAGACACGCACUCAAGGAGAGGGGGACGAAGCCAUUGAGGAGGAGGUCACGGUAAAAGUGAAUGAGGAGAGCCGAUUGGCUACGACUGUGUUUAAUAUUGAUAAAGACGUAUCCGUGGUGCCACGUGGUGCAUUUGUCAAGAGUCCCAGAGGCAAAGUGCUGACAAACCAAAGCUUUGGAGGUCUACAUCCCUCUGAGGCUGCAAAACUGCACAACUACCUGCACUUUCGUGAACCAGUUAACCUGAAGAAGAAAUCUAUUUUGGAAAUGGCUGACCUCAACCCUGCUCUCGACUUUCUAGAUCCUUUGAGUGAGGACAUUCCCAAAGGGUCAUGGAGCCUGCAGUUUGAGCGGGUUGGCACUGUGUGUGUAUUACGCAGCAUGCUCUGGCUGGGUCUCACCUUCUUCCAUGUUCCCCAGACCCCGCAGCAUGGGUACAUCUACAUGGGGGAUGGACUUAUGAAUCUUGACCUCCCCUUCAUGUUAUAGCUGGCAAAAAGCAAAGCACCCUCCCCUUCAUGCUAUAGCACAGUUCUGGUGUUACAACCUUUUGAAGGCCUUCCCCUAAACGUUAACUUUGUGACCUUACAUUCUCAAGAUUUUCUUUCCUGUUAUUUUGUGUAAUAAAAACAAAUCCCAAAAUGUUUAUGUUCCAUUGAUAUUUCAUCCCCAAGGCAGUCACGAGAGAGAGCACCUUGC